AUGGCACAAACCAGCAACUCCGACUUCAAUCGCGAGUAUAACAACACCAAGAAGACGGUCAACGGCGGCAUGAUCGCCAUCAUCGUCGUCGUCGUCUUGUUCGUGGUCGGCGGCCUCAUCUCUCUCUUCGUCUUCUGCUGCGUCAUCCGCCGGAACAGGCAGCGCCGCAAGCGCCAGGCCGAGGAGAUCAGCGUCGCCAACCAGAAGGCCGCCGAGCGCCGUGCCCGCGAGGGCGGCUACCACGCCGCGCCGCAGCAGGAGGAAGGCGGCCUCCAGCCCUACCAAUACGGCCCGCCCGCUGGCGGCUACUACCACCCGGCCGAGAUGGACGCCUACCAGCCCCCGAUGGAGGCCGACUCGAGGGAAAGGGCCAAGGCUGAGAUGCCGUAA
Messenger RNA from Lasiodiplodia theobromae, 390 nucleotides. RefSeq lists its product as uncharacterized. The transcript has a single exon. NCBI's taxonomy places the organism in Eukaryota, Fungi, Ascomycota, Dothideomycetes, Botryosphaeriales, Botryosphaeriaceae. The record is from RefSeq and is a predicted model, not a curated record. The coding region runs from base 1 to 390 and encodes 129 amino acids.